GUGGCAUCUUCUGUAUACAUACUAAAUCAAGCCAUAGAAAUAUUAAGGAAGAGGAAAGUUUGAACAGUGCAAGAGAAGAGAGAAGUCUUUUACCGAAGAAGGCCGAGGAUUUGCUGCAUGGUAGUGUAGAGUUCUAUGAAAGAAAUGUGGACGGUCUAAAUACUGACUCCCUCCUAGCUAUUGGAUUUCUGAAAGGUUAUUUAACCUCUGGUCGACUAGAGCAGCACGGUAACCUACUGGAGACCCUGGACAAAAUCCUGAAACACAUUUUUAGGAUAAAUUCGGAUAAAACAGAUCUUGACAGGCGUUUAGUUCUGUUGGCUUCUCAACCUGUUUUCUCAGAAAAAAAAUCUAAAAAAGUGUUCAGGUUUACAACGGAUUCGGAGUUUCAUCUUUAUGUUGAGAAUCCGAACAAAGAUCAAGACUUGUGUUUCAGGUAAAAAAAAGUUAGUUAUACAAAAGAAAAUUGCUGUGCUUACUAUGUUUUUUAUGCUUAAUUGUUAAAUUUUAAAAUUAGUUUAACAAAAUAAUUAUCUCUUGUUUGCAUAAAAAAUGCGUAUUUUUAGCUAUAGUUUUAUUAAGUCAAUAAUGUGGCCUGUUUAUACAAGAGCCCGCGCAAGUUGUGUAGUUUUUGCAUCUUAAAAUUGAAAAAAAACAAGUCUUAAAAUAAGCUAAAUUUCAUAUAACUUUACGUAUAAAGAAGACACUUCGAAAAAUCCUUCGACGCAGAAUUUCUUCUGGAAUUUUUGGCGG
Messenger RNA from Eurytemora carolleeae, 753 nucleotides. RefSeq lists its product as uncharacterized. Lineage: Eukaryota; Metazoa; Arthropoda; Copepoda; Calanoida; Temoridae. The annotation marks the transcript as partial. The transcript has 7 exons. The record is from RefSeq and is a predicted model, not a curated record.